AUGGAUCAAGACAAGCAACAGGCUGAGACCAUCGAAAAGGUCGGCGCUCCUCCCCAGGAGCUGCCACUCCCGGUAGAGCUCGAGGGCAAGAGUCCGGCAGAUCUGGAGAAGUUGGAGAAGAAGCUGGUCCGGCGUUUGGACUUUCACCUCAUGCCGGCGGUCGUGAUUCUGUUCCUGAUGAAUAUUCUGGAUAGGAACAAUAUUGCCAACGCCAAAAUAUCUGGAUUGCCAGAUACACUCGGAAUUAGCAACACGGAGUACAAUACUUGUCUCAUGAUAUUUUAUGUCGGAUAUGUCCUCACCCAGGUUCCAUCGAACAUCCUCAUCCUGAAGGUCAAGCCCUCGUUGUAUAUUGGAGGAGUCACAGCAGCCUGGGGUAUUGUCUCCAUGUGCCAGGCCUUCACCAAGAACUUUGCUGGUCUUUUCAUGUGCCGCUUCGUUCUGGGCCUUGUGGAAGGCCCAUUCCUGCCAGGCGUGUUUCUGCUUCUGUCGUGCUGGUAUAAGCGAUCCGAGCUGCCACCGCGGAUUGCGAUCCUGUAUGGAGCCAACAUGCUUGCGAGCGCUUUCGGUGGACUCAUUGCAGCUGGGAUUAUCAGCCGGAUGGAGAACAAACUAAACCGACCAGCUUGGGAAUGGCUGUUUAUCAUCGAGGGCGCCAUGACAAUCGCCAUUGCUAUACUGGUCAUCCCAUUCAUCCCAGACUUUCCAGGCAACACUAAACGCUGGUGGCUGAACCGUGAGCAGCAGAUAUACGCCGACUGGCGCCUCCAAAACGAAAACGCCGGUAUCGAAGACUCCGAUCCCAAGUCGUUAACCUGGGGCGUCAAGCAAGCCAUCCGCGACCCGAAGCUGUACAUGUUCAUCAUCCUGCAAAUGUCUCUCAUCACGGCACAAUCGUUCAACAACUUCUUCCCCUCUAUCGUAGGCACACUCGGAUACAGCGACACAAUCACCCUCCUCCUCACAGCGCCGCCGUACUUCGCUGCCUUCAUCUGCUCGCUGUGCAUUUCCUUCCAUGCCGCGCAUAAACAGGAGCGCGGGCUGCACAUCGCAAUUCCGCUGCUAUUCUCCCUCUUAGGCAACCUCCUAGCAAUGUUCGUCCCCACAACCGGCGGCCGCUACUUCAGCAUGUUCCUCAUGACAGCCGGCUCGUACUCCCCCUACAACCUCUGCGUAUCAUGGCUGAGCUCUUCCCUGCCACGCCCCAAAGCAAAGCGCGCCGCCGCACUGGCAAUAAUGAACCUGAUGGGCGCGGGCGUUGCCCACUUCUACACCUCGUACAUGUUCCCGGACUCCCAGAAACCCAGAUACUACGCCGGCGGAGGGAUUAUGACCGGCGCGUGUUUGCUGUGUACUGUUAUGGCGCUGGUGAUUAAGUGGCAUCUGAGGAAGGAGAAUAGGCGGAUGGAUGAGGAGGAGGAUCGGAAUGUUUCGGCUACUGCGACGGGGGCUGUUAGUAGACGGCUUGGUGAGGAGCAGGUUAUUUCGUUUAGAUACGUGCAUUAG
Messenger RNA from Aspergillus puulaauensis, 1506 nucleotides. RefSeq lists its product as uncharacterized. The transcript is spliced from 6 exons. Gene Ontology annotation, biological process: transmembrane transport. Lineage: Eukaryota; Fungi; Ascomycota; Eurotiomycetes; Eurotiales; Aspergillaceae. The record is from RefSeq and is a predicted model, not a curated record. The coding region runs from base 1 to 1506 and encodes 501 amino acids. Gene Ontology annotation, cellular component: membrane. Gene Ontology annotation, molecular function: transmembrane transporter activity.